GCUACGUGCCGCCUAUCAGCUUUGGCGGCGGAGAGCUUGGAGCGUCGCGGAGGCGCAGCGCCUCAGUUGUGUCAGCGCGUGAUGUGUUGUUGUCGCCCUUGUUUGCGGACUUUUUGACUGACGCGAUCCCGUUUUUUUUGUUGCUUUCUUCUUAUUUUUUCUUAUUUUUUUCUCUCCUGUUGCAGCCACAGAUUUACAGGAUCCUCCUCAUCCUCCUCAUCCUCAUCAUUACUGUGGUCACGCGGAGGCAAAAGCUGUGGAACAAGAAGACGAGGCUUUGAUUCUGAUUUUUUUUUUCUUCCUCUGAAAAUCAACCGUGUCGGGGUUUUUUUUUUUCUUUCGCAUACGCGGAGCUUCUGCCGCUCACUACCGCCACCGCUGCCGCGUCUGUCCGGGAGAGAGACACCGACAGAGACAGCAGCCAGCACCGGGAGAGGGAGAGAGAGAGAGAGAGAGAGGCAGUGACUGCCGCGCUUCCUUCCAUCUUCUCCUCUUUUAUUCAUCCACUCUCUGGCUCUUCCUCGCGUUUGAUUUCUUCUCCAAAGCUGCCGCCGCCUCCUCCGCCUCCUCCUCCUCCGCCUCUCUCCACCCUCACCUCUCUAUGUGGGAGCCGUGAGCGCGCACCCACUGGGGGGCAAAACUGUGCAUCAAAGCUCCGCGGAUUCCCCCGGACCCGCCGGAUCAGCGGCGCCGGCGACAGCAGCCCACGAUGCCGCGGAGGAAGCAGCAAGCGCCGCGGCGCGCCUCAGCGUACGUCCCCGAAGACGAGAAGGAAGCAGCACUCAUGGACGAGGACCUGGACGGAGACGACUCUGCUCAGGAAGGCGACGAACCAGCAGCCAAGUUCCUCUGUCAGGACAAGGACUACCUUCUGAAGGACAGACCAGGAUCCACCGGCUUCCACGACUCCCCCAGUGCUGCGGACUUUUCCGGUCAAGAGCUGGACAGCGAGUCUCAUGUGAGCGAAUCCAGUGACAGAAUGUCAGACUUUGAGAGUUCGUCACUUAAGAACGAGGACGAUGUCCUCCUCUCUAAAGAUCCCUCAAACGCUCUGUCCCUGUCUUCCCCGUCCGUCCUCAUGGCCGCUGUCAAUGCCACCGCGGCAGUCAGUGGAGAUGAGGCCAUGUUAGCCACGACAGGAUCCGUGGCGGACAGCCUGGAAAAGAUGAAGGCUAUUUACACCUCUUUCUUGACCAACUCCUAUUGGUCCACACUGAAUCUGAACCUGAGCCAGCCCCCUGCAGAAAAACCCCCGCGCAGUCACAGCAGCAGCAGCAGUAGCAGCAGCAGCAGUAGCUGUGGGAGUGGCGGCUACGACUGGCAUCAGACAGCGAUGGCUAAAUCCCUGCAGCAGGCCUCGCAGAACCACCACCACAACAGACUGGGCCUGGUUCAGCACCCCGCGGUGGCUGUGUCCACAGCCUCCACAGAACCGAACCUCUUCAGCACCGUCCAGCUGUACCGACAGAGCUCCAAGCUCUACGGCUCCAUAUUCACGGGCGCCAGCAAAUUCCGCUGUAAGGACUGCAGUGCAGCCUACGACACGCUGGUGGAGCUCACGGUGCACAUGAACGAGACGGGCCACUACCGCGACGAUAACCACGAGACGGACAGCACGGGCGCUAAGCGGUGGUCCAAACCCAGAAAGCGUUCCUUGUUGGAGAUGGAGGGGAAGGAGGACGCACAGAAAGUGCUGAAGUGCAUGUACUGUGGGCACUCGUUUGAAUCCCUUCAGGACUUAAGUGUCCACAUGAUCAAGACGAAACACUACCAGAAAGUGCCUCUGAAAGAGCCGGUUACACCCGUGGCAGCUAAGAUUAUCUCCACGGCUCGAAAGAGAGCCCCCAUUGAACUGGACAUCCCUAGCUCGCCGGACUCUAAUGGAGGGACCACACCUAAGCCAAUGUCCCUCAGCGACUCUAAUGACAUUCUCCAGAAGGUUGCUAACCCUUACAUCACACCAAACAACCGAUAUGGACACCAGAAUGGUGCCAGCUAUGCCUGGCAGUUUGAAUCCAGAAAGUCACAGAUCCUCAAAUGCAUGGAGUGCGGAAGCUCCCAUGACACGCUACAAGAGCUAACUGCUCACAUGAUGGUGACUGGACACUUCAUUAAAGUCACUAACUCCGCUAUCAAGAAAGGGAAGCCCAUUAUCGAGUCCCCCACCUCAGUCCCAACAUCUAAUUCAACAAUUGAGGAAAAGUUCCAGUCUGUUCCUCUGGCUGCCACAACGUUCUCUCCUCCACCUGCUCCUGUGCCUCCUCCCACCAGCAUCUCCCCCACUGCCAUGGCUGUGGAGAUAAAAAAGGAGGAAAAGGAGGAGGAAUGUACUAAGGCGCCCAUCGUCAACAACGGUAAUAUUCUGAGCAAGGAGAAGAAGGCGGGGGCUGAGGAGGAACCAGAUGAGAAGUUUGACAUCUCUUCAAAAUACUCCUAUCUGACUGAAGAGGACCUGGAUGCCAGUCCAAAAGGGGGUCUUGAUAUCCUCAAGUCGUUGGAGAACACGGUGACAUCAGCCAUUAACAAAGCCCAGAAUGGUGCUCCGAGCUGGGGUGGAUAUCCCAGCAUCCAUGCAGCCUAUCAGCUUCCAAACAUAAUGAAGCUCUCUCUGGGAAAUUCUGGGAAGAGCUCUCCCCUCAAAUACAUGUUCCCUCCAGGGGAGAUCCUCUCCCCGAGUGGCAAGAACCAGCCACUGAUCUCUCCUCCCAGCUGCCAGACAUCUCCUUUACCCAAAAACAACUUCCACGCCAUGGAGGAACUUGUCAAGAAAGUGACAGAGAAAGUGGCUAAGGUGGAGGAGAAGAUGAGAGAGCCCAGUGGGGUCGUGAGGGGAUCUCCUCUGAGACACGGCACGCCCUCACCUUGCAACAGUGAGGCGGGGGACUCCGCACGAGGAGAGUCUCCAAAAGCAAACCGAGCAGAGGGGUGUAAAACACCUGAAAAUACAAACGGAGGGGAGAAGGUUGUAGGAAAUGGAGCCAAUCACGGAGAAUCAAAUGGAGACAUUUCCAUAAAAGAGUCUGUGGAGAACGGAGUAGAGUCAUCGGCCGUGACUUCACCUCAGUCUUCCUCGUUAGCGGGCAGCACUGCUAUCAUCACAGACCAUCCACCUCCAGAGCAGCCAUUCAUCAACCCUCUCAGCGCGCUGCAGUCUGUAAUGAACGUCCACCUGGGGAAGGCGGCAAAACCAGCCUUACCUUCCUUAGACCCCAUGAGCAUGCUGUUCAAGAUGAGCAACAGUCUGGCAGAGAAAGCAGCGGUGGCAGCUUCAACCCCACCAGCACAGACCAAAAAGCCCAGUAACGAUCACUUGGAUCGCUACUUUUAUCAACAGCAUCUAAACAACGACCAGCCCAUCGAUCUCACCAAAGGCAAACACGCUGACAAAAACGGCAGCGGUGGUUCGACAACACUCUCUUCAGCUGCUUCCACCCCGUCCUCGCUUCCUCCCCCGUCCACCGUCACCAUGACCAAAGCUUCAGCUGCAGUAGCCUCCUUCAUGUCCUCCUCCCCUUUGAGGGAAAACGCCCUGUCGGACAUCUCCGACAUGUUGAGGAACCUGACAGAAAGCCAGGCUCUCUCCAAGUCCUCCACGCCCACCAGCCAGUCCGAGCGCUCCGACAUCGAAGGUAUCACACAGGACGAUACGGAAGACGUCCUGCCCUCCCAGAAACGUAAAGGUCGCCAGUCGAACUGGAACCCUCAGCACCUUCUCAUCCUGCAGGCCCAGUUUGCGUCCAGUCUGAGACAAACAAAUGACGGCAAGUACAUCAUGUCAGACCUGAGCCCACAGGAGAGAAUGCACAUCUCUCGUUUCACUGGCCUCUCAAUGACCACGAUAUCCCACUGGUUGGCUAAUGUCAAGUACCAGCUAAGGAGAACGGGUGGCACCAAGUUCUUGAAAAACUUGGACUCGGGCCACCCGGUGUUCUUCUGCAGUGACUGCGCGUCGCAGAUCCGCUCGCCGUCCACCUACGUCAGCCACUUGGAAUCCCACUUGGGCUUCCGUCUGCGAGACUUGGCCAAGCUUUCCGGGGAGCAGCUGCUCAGCCAGAUUUCGCAGCACCAUCAACAGCAACGCCACACCAAAGGACUAUCUGAAAAGCUGCUCUCCAGUCUCCACUUGUCCACCCACCCUUUACCGUCCUCUCUACCCAUCUCCCUUGCGUCUUCCUUGACCACCUCCCUGUCCUCGACUAAAUCCCCACCGCCGUCCCCCGGCGACGACAACGACGACAGCGGGGCCACGUACCAGUGCAAGCUCUGCAACCGGACUUUUGCGAGCAAGCACGCUAUCAAGCUUCACCUGAGCAAGACUCACGGGAAGUCGCCCGAGGACCACCUCAUGUACGUGUGUGAGCCGGACAAACAGUAGCACCGGCUGCGGACAAAAACACGCUGCACUCUUUCGUAAUGGCUCACUGUCUUUUUGCUCUUUAUCCUUUUAUAGACUUUUCUUGGGAAGAAAAGAAAGGAUUCAUAAUGUGACGGAACUGCACAAAGACGCCAUACAACUACUGCUUUACAUUUUUUGGCACAUGGUUUUCAAUUUUGUGUUUUCUUUCGUGUCAGCGUGAGGUCGACUCACUCUGGUCUAAACCACUCGGAUCUCCGACGAUCCGAGUGCGUGAAGUGAUCUCCUCGACAGGACCAGUGAAUUUUUUUUCCGCUGUCGCUGAGAAGACGCAGUGAAUGAAGGUUUUAAAAAAAGAAAAAGAGAUUCUAAAAAUGAACUGUGUGUAUUUUGUGUACAUGGAAAUUAAGUUCCUUUUAUAUUUUGGCAUCACGGGGGUGUGAUACGCUGCAUGCAUAAAUGAAAACAGUUGAGUUGAACUUUUUCUAACUAAACCUGGUGCACUUUUCAUGAUUUUGUUUUUCCCUUUUCAUGUUUUCACUCUUCUGCUCGCUCUAUUGUUGUUUUGUUUAUUUUUAUUAUUAUUUCUAUUUGUUUUUUGUUUUUUUUUAAUGAACAUUUUCGUGCUGAGGUCAGCGUUUAAGAUUUAACCCUCUGAGUACGUCAAAGCACUUCUACACCUACGAUCCAAACACGAGAGACCGAAGAUUUGGGAUUGGGAAUAAGUGAAGCUAUUGUGAGAAUUCACGUGUCGGCGAUUCCUGUUUGAGGUGAAAGAGAAAAAGUUGUGGUGGUGCGAGGUACUGACACAAAGUCAGUUCUGUGACUGUUCGUAAAAUAUUACAAUGACACAAAACAAACGUUUUAUCAGAGAUUGGGAUUAUAAAAACAAAUCAUUUUUCAUCUAAUGACGACCUCAUUUGUGGUGCAUCUGUCAAUUUAGUCAAUGGAUCUUUUGUGUUUGCAGAAGUGGUGAAAAUUUACGAGUUUCCUUGAAUGGAUCUCGUAGCUGCUGCCGGAGAAUUGGUGAAUAACAAAUGGAGUGCCCUUCCCUUGAAUAUAGUUAUUUAUUUUAUUAUUAAAUAGCUAACAUACGUUGUGUCCCCUCUGGCAGCCGUGUAGCUUUGUGUCAGUGCCUCACACAACCACACUUGAAAAAGCCUGAACUAAUCUUUUCACACAUGUCUGGAAGACGCUCACAGGACUCGACACAAGCACAUUGUAGCAAUGUGGUCAAAAUGUGGUAUGAAGAAAAAAGAAAAAGGAAAAUCUUAAGUCUUUUACUUUGGUCGAUCAGGGACCUUUGUUCAUUCAGGUCUGUGUAAAAUAUGUAAAUAAAAACCUAUAAAAAAAAAAUAAUUCCUGUCUAAAUUAUGCAUCAUUUCUAUAUUUUUAAUUUAAAAGGAUUAUGACUAUCUGCUGGUGCACAGUAUAUGAGGACAUAAAUGAAAUUGUUUUGCACAAUAGUUUUAUAAAUGUGUUAUUUAAUCAAAAUGGGGGGAGAAAAAAAAUGGUAAGAUAACAAAGGGAUGACGCCGGGUGAUUCUUUUCAUUCUGACUCGUGCUCAAAGGGUUAAAGACACUUCUGUUCAUGUGCCGCUGUAUGAACACUAAAAAGAUAUUAAAGGUUGUACAAAAAAAAGAUGUUACUUUAUGAAGAUAUUUCACUUGUAAACUGUUAUUUAUAAGCACUCUUGGUUGUUUCAUAUUGGUGAAUGCCUUUUUGAUGAUGAUUAUUAUUAUUUUGUUUUGUAUUUUUUGUUGUUUGUUUCUUUUUUUCCGUCUUAAUUGCUCUGCCAUGAUUCCACACUGCAGCUUUAUCUUUUACGGGAUAUGAAAGGUAACCAUGGUUACGCUAACCCCCUUGAGUGACAAGUCCUGCUACGUGUCUGGCAGUUCAUUUGCUGAAGUAAACUGACAGCUGCCAGUGUCGAGAAAUAUUU
Molecule: messenger RNA, 6297 nt
Organism: Solea senegalensis (Senegalese sole)
Lineage: Eukaryota; Metazoa; Chordata; Actinopteri; Pleuronectiformes; Soleidae
Gene: tshz3b
Product: teashirt zinc finger homeobox 3b
Exons: 2
Coding region: 710-4375 (1221 amino acids)
Biological process (GO): regulation of transcription by RNA polymerase II
Cellular component (GO): nucleus
Molecular function (GO): DNA binding; DNA-binding transcription factor activity, RNA polymerase II-specific
Source: RefSeq, a predicted model, not a curated record